This is a messenger RNA of Armigeres subalbatus, 378 nucleotides long. RefSeq lists its product as uncharacterized. Lineage: Eukaryota; Metazoa; Arthropoda; Insecta; Diptera; Culicidae. The transcript has a single exon. Gene Ontology annotation, molecular function: nucleic acid binding. The record is from RefSeq and is a predicted model, not a curated record. Gene Ontology annotation, biological process: DNA integration. The coding region runs from base 1 to 378 and encodes 125 amino acids.
AUGGAUUUGAACGUUGAGAAAUUCGUGAAAGCAUGUAGAAGAUGUACUUUGGUGUCAGCACCAAAUGCACCGGAGCCAAUGAUGAGGAAGGAACUGCCAUCUCGCGUCUGGGAGCAAGUUGCUGUAGACUUCCUGGGUCCAUUGCUGAAUGGAGAAAACUUGCUGGUUUGCAUAGAUUACUACAGCAGAUAUCUAGAGGUAGCGGAAAUGGAAGUGAUAUCUACAUCAGCGACAAUUCAAGAGUUGUUAGCGAUCUUCUCUCGUUAUGUGGUACCGGAAGUCCUUCGGGCAGACAACGGACUGCAGUUCACCUCAGAAGAGUUCCGUAGUUUUUGCGAUGAGUAUGGUAUGCAUUUGGAGAGCACCAUUCCUUACUAG